UUGUUUGUUCAACCAAACUAAAGAUAAGCUUUGUAAACCCUAGCAAAAAAUGAAGUCUACGACCUUGUUCUCUCUCUUUCUACUUUGUGGCUUCACCUCAUACCUUCCUUCAGGCACCGCUUAUCUGGUGGACACUGAUGGUAAUCUUAUUGAAAAUGGUGGCUCAUACUUUAUAACAACUGGAAAUGGUGGUGGAGUAGAAUUUGCUGCAACCGGAAACGAAACUUGCCCUUUGAGUGUUGUCCAAAAUAUCAGUCCUUUCUCUUCCGGCCUACCGGUAAAACUUUCAACCCUAAGAUUUAUCCCUUAUAUAGCAGAAGGCCUUAAUUUGGACAUUGGGUUCCCUUUUAUAUCCCCGUGUGCUCCCACUCCUUCUUGGUGGGAAGUUGUGAAGGGUGUGAAAGGGGGGCUCUCUGUUAAACUUUCUGGCUACGACAACACAGUACCUGGUGGGUUUAGAAUUAGAAGCGUUCGGAAUGACAUUGUUCGGGGCUACAACCUCUUGUUCUGUCCUGAGGAUACUUCUUGUGGCUAUGUUGGAGUUGAUCUUGAUUCUAAAAAAAACAGGAGUUUGGUGGUGACUCAAGAUAAGAAGGCUGCCAUGUCGAUUCAGUUUCAGAGAGUUAACUUAUCACCUGCAACUGCAACUGUGUGAACUACUAAUGCCCCUAAAAACUCAUGUGUAUAGUUUCUCGUAGUGAGAGACAAGAAUAAAGGAACCACUUUGUUUAAUAAUUGCAUGACUAAAUAAAAUAAUUGAAGUUGCAGUUAUUCUA
This is a messenger RNA of Vigna unguiculata (cowpea), 776 nucleotides long. RefSeq names its product trypsin inhibitor A-like. Gene Ontology annotation, molecular function: endopeptidase inhibitor activity. NCBI's taxonomy places the organism in Eukaryota, Viridiplantae, Streptophyta, Magnoliopsida, Fabales, Fabaceae. The record is from RefSeq and is a predicted model, not a curated record.